AUGGGGUACAAGCACUGGGAGAUCUCUAUCCAGUACAGGUGGAUGGGACUAUGGUCUCUACCUGUAAUCCUCCUGCGACUAAUAGAGCUCCAGGGAGAUGGGACAGUGGGCACGCAUCGCCAGGUAUAUGCUUUAGUAGAUGCAGAGGUCUGCUUGCUGGAUGAAACCCAACACCUUGACAUUGGCAUAAAGCAAAAGCAAUGGCUCAUGUCCGAGGCUCUAGUGAACAACCCCAAAAUAGAAAUUACUGAUGGGAAAUAUUAUUUCAAGCCCACGUACAACUUGAAAGACAAAAAGGCUCUAUUGAGGCUACUGGAUAAACACGACCAAAGAGGACUGGGGGGCAUUUUGUUAGAUGACAUAGAGGAAGGACUUCCUAAUGCACAGAAAGCCAUUAAGGCACUGGGGGACCAGAUUGUGUUUGUAACACGACCAGACAAAAAGAAGAUCCUUAUCUACAAUGACAAAAGCUGCCAAUUCUCUGUAGAUGAAGAAUUUCAGAAGUUGUGGCGGAGUGUCCCAGUGGAUUCUAUGGAUGAUGAAAAGAUUGAGGAAUACCUCAAAAUACAGGGAAUUGCCUCCAUGCAAGAGUCCGGACCAAAGAAAGUUAUCCCAGUUCAGAAGCGGAAGAAAUCAAACUCGCAGAAGAGAAGGUUUAAGACUCACAAUGACCACUUGGCUUGUGUGCUCAAAGACUACACAGAUGUUACUCCUGGCAAACCAUAAUCAUAUAAUUAGGACCGAGGAUGUUUACAGAGGAUUUUUACCAUAGAGUUUCCUUAGAACACUUAAUGCCUCAGCCUUAAUAUGUCUUCUUAGCCUUCCAAAACUUAAUACCAACUGUGUUUACUCCUUGGGGUUUCACUGAAGCUAUCUGAUUAUUGACCAUAAUCAAUUUUUGGCAAAGUAUUAAAGCAAAAAGUGUAUAAUUCGUUAAA
Messenger RNA from Pelobates fuscus (common spadefoot toad), 938 nucleotides. Its product is annotated as general transcription factor IIE subunit 2-like. Lineage: Eukaryota; Metazoa; Chordata; Amphibia; Anura; Pelobatidae. The coding region runs from base 1 to 726 and encodes 241 amino acids. The transcript is spliced from 2 exons. The record is from RefSeq and is a predicted model, not a curated record. Gene Ontology annotation, biological process: transcription initiation at RNA polymerase II promoter. Gene Ontology annotation, cellular component: transcription factor TFIIE complex. Gene Ontology annotation, molecular function: TFIIH-class transcription factor complex binding.